GCUGAGGUGGAUCUGCAACCCUUGCAGGCGGAUAGUCAUCGUAUCUGCCUCCUCUGGGCGGCGAGGCUAGUCGUUCUCGCUUCGCAGGAGGUGGUGGUGUGCGUCGCCCUCGACUCCCAACCGGCGACGGUUCUCUAACCCUCUUCAACAGAGGCGGACUACGCUCCCGGUACCGUGGGGCCGGAGAACUGGUCGCAGGCGCAUAGCCUCUGUCAUGGUUAUCUCUGGCGUAACCACGGUCGUCGCGAUACUCGCGCGGGGGCUCCCUCCUGUAUAGAUCAUCUCUCGGUAGGUCUUCCCUCCUAAGAGCUGGGGGUGGAGAGCGCGGUCGUGCUCGGUAUGCCUCUCCGCCUCUCACAUCUCGUACAUCGCGCACGUCUCGGUACCUCGCUGGUGAUGGCGUGCGUUUUCUCACCUCUUCCCGUCGUGGAGGGCUCCGGCUGCGUGGUCUUGCUGCCCGGUAGGUAUCGCUGUACUCUGCGCGUCUGGGAGGAGAGCGAGCGCGAUAGCCGUCUGCUCCUGGCCGCAAAGGAGGUGAUCGGGGCGCGCGUGGUGGAGGCGAGUGUUCACGUGGUGCUCCAGGUCGGUAUGACUGACCUCUACCGCCCUGGUACUGGUCGGGAAAGGCUUCACCUCGGUGUCUCCUAUCUCUGUCCAUGGUAGGUUUCACUGCCAGUCUCCUAACGUCGUCACAAGCUCCAAGGCGUUCAAUAGUUGUAGCAAGUGACACCGUUCGGUACAUUAGAUGUUGCUGUUCGCUAUGCUAUAGUGCGUUACGUUGCGGCGGUUGUGUC
Messenger RNA from Baudoinia panamericana UAMH 10762, 794 nucleotides. RefSeq lists its product as uncharacterized. The transcript is spliced from 2 exons. NCBI's taxonomy places the organism in Eukaryota, Fungi, Ascomycota, Dothideomycetes, Mycosphaerellales, Teratosphaeriaceae. The coding region runs from base 397 to 663 and encodes 88 amino acids. The record is from RefSeq and is a predicted model, not a curated record.